Messenger RNA from Pleurotus ostreatus (oyster mushroom), 657 nucleotides. RefSeq lists its product as uncharacterized. The record is from RefSeq and is a predicted model, not a curated record. Lineage: Eukaryota; Fungi; Basidiomycota; Agaricomycetes; Agaricales; Pleurotaceae. Gene Ontology annotation, cellular component: nucleoplasm; ASAP complex; cytoplasm. The transcript has 3 exons. Gene Ontology annotation, molecular function: RNA binding. Gene Ontology annotation, biological process: mRNA splicing, via spliceosome. The coding region runs from base 1 to 657 and encodes 218 amino acids.
AUGUCAGAAAGAGGCAGAUCGAGCUCGCCACGCCCGCUGCGCGACGCAGAGAUGGCCGUCGACUCGGAAAAACCCAACGCAAAAGUGGUCAUCGUCACCAACCUCACGCGCAACGUCGUCAAGGCGCACCUCCAGGUCAUCUUUGGCGUCUACGGAGACGUCGCAAAAAUCGACCUCCCGGUAUACGGCAAAUCCGGGCAGAAUAGAGGGAAGGCCGCUGUGGAGUAUGCUGAGUCCCAGGCGGCAAGAAAGGCGGCGUCGCAUAUGGAUGGAGGCCAACUUGACGGCGCGGUCCUCAAAGUCGAACUCUCCGAUCUCCCUGCGCAGAGGGGACGACGGAGGCUACCGUGGCCGGGGGAUGGGACGGCGACCGCCACCAAGGGACUAUCGCCCCCCUCGCUCUCCCAGUCGCUCAAGAACACGCUCAAGAUCCCCUAUCCGUCGCAGGAACUCCCGUCUGGGACCACGCAGAAGGUCACCCAGCUACACGAGAGGUGGAUACGGCAGGAGACGCUCGAGGUCCCGCAGCUACUCCGUGCGCUCCAGUCGCUCCCGUACAAGAUCUGUCUCCCGUUCGCGUUCGCGCUCCCGCUCCCGGUCACGGUCAAUGUCCUAUUCUUCUUAUUCGAGAUACAGCCGCAGCAGAAGUCGCUCUAG